ACGAUCGCCUGCGCCCGCAGGUUCGUGGUGCGGACCAUGUGUGCGGUGCUGGGGCUCGUGGCCCGGCAGGAGGACUCGGGACUCCGGGAUCACCGCGUCCGGGUCCUCAUUUCCAACCACGUGACGCCUUUCGAUCACAACAUAGUCAACCUGCUCACCAGCUGCAGCACCCCUCUACUCAAUAGCCCCCCCAGCUUUGUGUGCUGGUCUCGGGGCUUCCUGGAGAUGGAUGGGCGGGGGGAGUUGGUGGAGUCACUCAAGAGAUUCUGUGCUUCCACGAGGCUUCCACCGACCCCUCUGCUGCUCUUCCCCGAGGAAGAGGCCACCAAUGGCCGGGAGGGGCUCCUGCGCUUCAGUUCCUGGCCAUUUUCUAUCCAGGAUGUGGUACAGCCUCUUACCCUUCGAGUCCAGAGACCCCUAGUCUCCGUGACGGUGUCAGAUGCCUCCUGGGUGUCAGAACUGUUGUGGUCACUUUUUGUCCCUUUCACGGUGUACCAAGUAAGGUGGCUCCGUCCUGUUCAUCGCCAGCUGGGGGAGGGGAAUGAGGAGUUCGCCCUCCGUGUACAACAGCUGGUGGCCAAAGAACUGGGCCAGACAGGGACACGACUCACUCCCGCAGACAAAGCAGAGCACAUGAAGCGACAAAGACAUGCCAGAUUGCACCCCCAGUCAGCCCAGUCUUCUUUUCCCCCCUCCCCUGGCCCUUCUCCUGAUGUGCAGCUGGCAACUCUGGCUCAAAGAGUCAAGGAGGUUUUACCCCAUGUGCCACUGGGCGUCAUCCAGAGAGAUCUCGCCAGGACUGGAUGUGUAGACUUGACCAUCACCAAUUUACUUGAGGGAGCUGUAGCUUUCAUACCUGAAGACAUCACUGAGGGGACCCAGGCCCUUCCCACAGCCUCUGCCCCCAAGUUCCCCAGCUCUGGCCCGGUGACCCCUCAGCCCACAGCCCUAACAUUUGCCAAGUCCUCCUGGGCCCGGCAAGAAAGCCUACAGGAGCGCAAGCAAGCACUAUAUGAAUAUGCAAGAAGGAGAUUCACAGAGAGACAGGCCCAGGAGGCUGACUGAGCACAGGAUGGCACCCAGAGCCGCAGGACGGAGACUGGGGGCAGCCCUCACCCAGCUCAACAGGCCGGAUGGGUGGGUGGUAGAAAGGGAGAGAUGGGGCUCCCCCCAGUAUCACAUUAAAUUCAGGGCUUUCACUCAA
Molecule: messenger RNA, 1204 nt
Organism: Myotis davidii
Lineage: Eukaryota; Metazoa; Chordata; Mammalia; Chiroptera; Vespertilionidae
Gene: AUP1
Product: ancient ubiquitous protein 1
Exons: 10
Cellular component (GO): membrane
Molecular function (GO): ubiquitin binding
Source: RefSeq, a predicted model, not a curated record